This is a messenger RNA of Penicillium olsonii, 1212 nucleotides long. NCBI's taxonomy places the organism in Eukaryota, Fungi, Ascomycota, Eurotiomycetes, Eurotiales, Aspergillaceae. The record is from the annotation of a GenBank genome assembly.
AUGUCUACAGGCCAGGUGCCCCGGCGCAAGUCAUGUGAAGCUUGCAAAUCAGCUAAGCGACGCUGCGACUUGGCCUUUCCGACCUGUUCGAGAUGUCUCCACAGGGGGCUUCCGUGCUUUUAUCCCGGCAGACUGCGUCAGACAUGUGCCGAUGUCGUCGCAAAUAUACCCACAUCCAGGAGCAAUGAACAGCUGAUGGAUGUCUCUCUCUCUCAAAAUUGGACUCCUGAUGAUGCAGCUUCAAUCAGUGCACUGCCCCUCCAUCCCACAAUAAGAGGUUUGCCACCCAGAGAGAUGGCUAUAGAUCCACACGACGGGGUAGAUAUCUUCAGCGGCAUUACGACAUCCCAAGAACACGAUCUAGCCAUGACGAAAGUGAAUCCUCCUAGGCAACUGCCUGAUGUCCUAGCGAAUCGCCUGCAAUUCGCCGUUGAUGUGCUUAAGACUAUCCCCAAGAUGGUUGUCACAGAAAACAAAACACCAUGGGCACAUACCCAACUGUACAAAUCAGGCAUGCCAAGGGAGAUGCAAGACGCAUUCGCUUGCUGCUCGCUUUACAUGACCAAGAACGAUAUAAACUCGUCUGUUCUCAUGUCAAUAUUUGAUUCCAAAAUCAAUGAUCUACUAUCUGCUGCAGCCCCAAAAACGCCUCUAGAGCUCCUGGCCCGAGUCCACGCUCUCAUUCUAUACCUCAUCAUGCGCUUAUUCGACGGGGGCAUCCGCACACAGCCAUCGUCGGAUUCCCUACUGGCACUACUGGAAGCAACAACUUUGUCCCUCUUCAGUCUUAUAUACAUACCAGAUCCAUCCGAGCCUCAUGAUCUACUUCCCAUAGCCAUGGAACCGAUAAUGAGCUUCUGGGAGUCUUGGGUCUUUCAAGAAUCAGCCAGACGGACCGUCAUGAUGGUUUUCUACUUUGUCAAAAUCCAGCACUUUCUACAUGGAAAGCCUCUAUCCACAUGCGAUGGAAAGCUUGGUCUGGAGCAUGCAUGGUACCAGUCCGCACAUUUGUGGAAUGCCCAAAGUGCCUUCGACUUUGCGGUUGCUUGGACAGAGAAUCAGCAUUUUAUUGUUCACAAUGCGGAUUUCUCCGCAGUUCUUCAGCAUGCAACACCGGAUGAUGUGGACUUGUUUGGGAAGAUGCUUCUUGUCACCAAGUUUGGUAUCAACGAGACUAAAGCAUGGUUUUAUUCCAGGGGUGGCUCUUUAUGA